AUGACGCUUUUCCCGGGGGUUGCCAUAACUACUGGUGCCGCGUCUGGCAUUGGCCGAGCCAUUGCUCUCGCAUUUGCCACCGCUGGAUACCAAGGAAUCACCAUAGCCGACCGGUUAGCCGAAGGGUUGGCGCAAACGCAGGAAUUGAUUGCCAAAGAAGCCCCAAAUGCAGCGGUCGAGACGAUCGUGAUCGACGUCGCACAGCUCGAGUCAGUAAUAGCCAUGGCAGUGUGCACCGUGGCACGCUGGGGACGUAUUGACCUCACUGUCAACGUUGCGGGAAUACAGGGCCCGGCGCAGCGCUCAACAGCGCUCACUCUUGAUGAGUUCGAUGGGAUUCAAAAACGUCAAUUAUCGUGGUCUAUGGCUUACUCCAAGGAAAAUAUCCGUAUCAACUGCGUAUGCCCUGGCCUGGUUGAGUACAUGUUCUCUCUGCUUCCUGUCUCUUUCGAGGAGCAACGCAAGUUUUUUGCACCCGCUAUCGCCAUCGCACCGAUAAACCGGAUGGGUCAGCCAUCGGAGAUUGCAGACGUGUGCUUGUUUUUGUGUAGCAGCAAGGCGAGUCUUGUGCAGGGUGCCUCCAUGGUGGCCGAUGGGGGGUAUAUGAUUAACUAA
This is a messenger RNA of Penicillium hordei, 615 nucleotides long. RefSeq names its product SDR family NAD(P)-dependent oxidoreductase. The transcript has 4 exons. The record is from RefSeq and is a predicted model, not a curated record. Lineage: Eukaryota; Fungi; Ascomycota; Eurotiomycetes; Eurotiales; Aspergillaceae. Bases 1 to 615 code for a protein of 204 amino acids. Gene Ontology annotation, molecular function: oxidoreductase activity, acting on the CH-OH group of donors, NAD or NADP as acceptor.